CGUGGUCAUACAUAUGCAAAGGACAGUUACAUAUUUUUAAAUCAGGAUGAAUACGGAGAAAAGGUAUUCGUACUGAAAAUUAAGCUUUUAGUAUAUACACACUCAUUGAAGCAUCUAAUUGUAUACGGUGAAAAACUUGUUGCUGUUGAUAUCCAUGAAAAAGGACUUCUACAAAUUUUGGAUAAUUGUCACUAUGAAACAAUUAUUAAAAACGUUGAUGAUUUUAUAGAUAGCACGCCUAUCACGGUUCUCCGCGAAAACGAACAAUAUCUUUUUAUAAAACACGCAUUACCUAUAGUUUAAGGAAAAAGUUAUUGCUGAUGGUUAGAAUCAUCAUGGAAUACACUAUUUUUAAAAUAUGCGAUUCAUCACGCAAUAUCCGAUUGGCUAUUCCAGCGUUACCAGAUGUUUUAAGUUUACUUGAGCAAGGAACAAUUGCUUUCGGAAAAAAGUCGAUUUAAUCGUCACAGAAUCAGAUGGAUGCCGAAUUACAACUGAAUUAGCGUUACUUGUAUUCCAAAACACUAUGCUAAUGCUACUCUCAAGGGAUGAAUUCUGGACUCCAAGCUUUCCGUCCGAAAAACAGCCAAAUCCGAGCUGUAUGUCUCCAAAAGCUAUGACGCAAAAUGAGACUGUUCAACUUGAAAAAUUUUGCGACGAGAAUCAAACAAGUUUAUAUCUGGAGACAUCUUUUACGGAAACGAGAAAUGCGAAGCGAGUCGAAAUUCCGACAGCUUCAACUCAUUCUGAUUGCGAAAUUUCUACUGAUACGGCACUAGAUGUUAUAUCUGAAAAUGUAAAUGAUAUUAGUGUAACAGAAAUAUAUGAUGAAACGAUUUUUGCGGUAGGUCUAAAUGAGGAGAACAUUUCGCCGAAUAUAAAUCCAGAUGAACCAACGAAUAAAAUUGUUUUAAAAAAAAGUCACAAGAAGCAUGCUUCAAUAGAAAUGAAGUUUAGGUGCUUUGUAAUCAAUUGGGAUAAAGUGAGUGAUAAAGUUAUUCAACGCCUGAACAAUCUGCAAGCGUUCAAGGAUAAUAAUCCCAAAGUGGCCGUGCCAUGUAGUAUUCGAUUCUCGAAAACGGACUUGAACGAUCUCGUGAAUGUUGUUGUUGAUCAAUUGAGAAUGAUUGACACUCAGAUUGCAGCCAAAACAAUGGAAUCCGUAGCAAAAAUGAUUUUCACCAAAUUCCCGUGUCUCGAUUUUGAGGACGAUGAUGGUUUUGGUGGAGGAAACGGUCAUAUCGCUUUAAAAUAUAAAAUGAUAAACCGUAACACCUAUCUUAACAGGUUCAAAGACCCUAAUAUUCCGCACAUUUCAUCUGGUCAAACAAGAAGGAGAAGUAACAUUAGAGCAGGCACUGUAAAGGAGUAUUGGGAAAAAUCGACGAAAGAUUGUGCUUCGGAUGUUUUAUCAAAACUACUGCGAAAUGAACCGGACUUACUCACCCCAAGUUUUUUAAUUGAAACACAAGCCUACAUUCGCAAUCGCAUAGAUGAAAAUAAAAAAAUGUCGACUCUUAUAAUGGAUUUUCCUGUUUUACGUCGUCGUAAACUGGUUUACUACCAUUUUGAACAAUGCACUGGAAUAGAUGCAAAAUCACUAGAAAACUACUUUCUAAUGAAGAGACAAAAAAUUAUCAGUUUUUCUAAAACGCGACCAAAAAAGUUACACCUCACAGAGGCGUGUACGGACAUCCAAAUCUUUCAAUUUUUAUGCAGUCUUGUUGGGGAUGAAUGGAGUGAGCUCCUGUGUGUCAAAGAGUUAGGAACACGCUUGGAAGGCAUCGUGACUUAUUCACCAAGCCCUAUGUUGGUUGAAAUAGAUAUGGGCAAUACAAGUAUGUAUCACGUAUAUGCAGAAGAAACGCGUUUAUCAGAAGGAACAGCGCAAAUCAAAUGCGCCUUAAUGGAUCUACUGGCCGUUUACUACGUGCAUAAUUUUAUGUAUAAAAAAACAAUUUCGAAAUUUUUGGAAUUUAUUCAACAAUAUUUUUGUAAAAUAAUAUCAUUCGAAGGAUCAAAGUCUCAAGCUGUCAGAAUUGGGCGACAACAACGCAUUGUUAACAAAAUAAUCAAAGCAAUUUCAAAUCAUGUCGUUGAAUAACCUAAUUUAAGGUUGUUACAUGUUAACCAAAUUUAAUCUGUAUCUAAGCAAAAGAA
Wyeomyia smithii (pitcher-plant mosquito) is the source of this 2160-nucleotide messenger RNA. RefSeq lists its product as uncharacterized. The record is from RefSeq and is a predicted model, not a curated record. Bases 527 to 2104 code for a protein of 525 amino acids. NCBI's taxonomy places the organism in Eukaryota, Metazoa, Arthropoda, Insecta, Diptera, Culicidae. The transcript has 5 exons.